CAAAUAUAUGGUUUCCAUCCUUAGCACCUACACUAUAAAAAUUGUUCCAGCACCCCUGCAUGUAUGUUUGUAAUAUGAUGUGUAUUAACCCCUCUGUGCCAGGUGAUGGGGAUUCAAUGGCAUUUAAGAAUCUUUUCUUCCUUAAUAUAACAGAGAUUUAUGUCAAAAACCAGCCUAGGUGUGAAGUUAGUUCUCGACCCUUUUCUUGUCAUUGCUGGUUUUCAUUAACUUCUGAGGUCAUGGCAAAUUAACACAUCUUUAGCUGUAACUUCUGACUCCAGACUCAAGGGUGUUAUCAAAACAAUAUGCAAAACUCUCUUUUGCUACCAAAGGAGACUGGACUCCACCUUAGGCUCUUCAAGAGUACUGGGCAGGGUAGCAGAAAUUUUUCCACACUAUCAUUUUUUCCCCUUUUUAUUACAACAUAGUCCUGCUCACAAGGAGCAGCUGCUUAUGCAGCACUCCCCCUGCAGCCAGUAGGGAAGACAGGCAGACAGCUAUCAUGCCAUGAAUCAGAUUCUAAGGUGUGGUUAGGAGAGCUUCAUUCCUCGCUGUCUGAAUCAAAAGCAUCACUUUUUGACACUUCUAGUUUUAUACUGACCCGGGGGAAGUCCUGGUUUAUCCUCAAUUAAACGUAUUAUGUGGGAUUAUUUAGUCUAAAUAUCUAAGGCAAAGCAUUAGCUGUAGUACUGCUUUUUACCAGUCAGGUCCCUGAGAAAUUCCACCAGACCAGACCUUUAGAAUGUUUAAAUGACAACGAAUAAUGUAUUCUGUGAGUAGAAUCAUCGUCCACUGUUAGAUUUGCUACUUAGUUUUAGCAUAGGCAGGAAUAUAUUUGAAGACAGUGAAUGCUAAAGAAACUUUUUUGCACAUAAAAGUUUUCACAUGUGCUUUAGUAGUUAUGGAUACAUUGAAUAGACACAUCAGCAAGGGAGCCAUAAAGUGAGUCAGACCAACCAACUCAGAUAUCACAUUUAAUUCUGUAACAAUACUACAGAAAGUUCAAUUGGAGCAGGCUUGCUGACCUCACAGGGAAACACACUAUUUAAGAUCAGGUUACCAGAUGUGCCAACAGAAUUUAGGCAGCUGCUAGCAGAGGUUACCCUGAGUGUUUUAACAGCGAGUAUUUACAAUCUAAUAGCUCAGACAGAAGAAAUGAUCGUGUUAAUUUUCUUUUUUGUCUUGCUGUGGAACGAGGCUCAAAGUUGGGGAUUCAAGAAUGGAGUACUGCAUAACUCUAUUUGGUUAGAGCGAGCAGCUGGAGUGUACCACAGGGAGGCCCGGUCUGGAAAAUAUCAGCUCACCUAUGCAGAAGCUAAAGCAGUGUGUGAAUAUGAAGGAGGACAACUAGCCACAUACCAGCAGCUGGAGGCAGCAAGAAAAAUAGGUUUCCAUGUGUGUGCAGCUGGUUGGAUGGCUAAGGGUAGAGUUGGUUAUCCCAUAGUGAAAGCUGGAUCCAGCUGUGGCUUUGGAAAAAUUGGCAUUGUUGAUUAUGGGAUUCGCCUCAACAGAAGUGAGAGAUGGGAUGUCUAUUGCUACAACCCUCAUGCAAAAGAAUGUGGUGGAAUCUUCACAGAUGCAAAGCACAUCUUUAAGUCACCAGGCUACCCAAACGAGUAUGAAAAUAAACUAAUAUGCUACUGGCACAUUAGGCUACAGUAUGGACAACGGAUUCAUCUACAGUUCCUGGAUUUUGAUGUUGAAGAUGACACUGCUUGCAUGGCUGAUUUCUUAGAAGUCUAUGAUAGCUAUGAUGAUAUCACUGGCUUUGUGGGCAGGUACUGUGGAGAUGAACUUCCAGAUGAUAUCAUCAGCACAGGAAAUCUCAUGACCUUAAAGUUUUUGUCAGAUGCCUCAGUGACAGCAGGUGGUUUUCAAAUUAAAUACGUUGCUGUAGACCCACCUUCAAAACCUAAUGAUGAGAAAAAUGCAACUUCCCAAGGAAACACAAACUUCUUGUCUGGAAAAUUUGGCAUUAUGUGAACAGACAGAUCAACAUCACAGAAAAUGCAGUUGGAAUAUAGAGUUAUUAAGUACAAAUACCACUUGAGAUACCUGUUUUGUCCAAUAAGUUAUAGCUAUCAUACUAUAUUUGGGAUAGCCAGCAGCCACAGUCGCUUUUCAUCUUAUCCUUCUGACUUUUAUAAUUUCUGCUUUAUGUAACUUUUCUUAAUUAAGAAUAUUGGGAAAUAAAUUAAAAAACUGUACUUAAAUGAUAGACAAUUGUUUUCUAGAUCACCAGGAGUCAGUGAAACUAAGAACAUAAGAAUGGACAUACUGAGUGAGACCAAUGGUCCAUCUAGUACAAAAUCCUGUGUU
This is a messenger RNA of Gopherus evgoodei (Goodes thornscrub tortoise), 2319 nucleotides long. RefSeq names its product TNF alpha induced protein 6 (gene TNFAIP6). Bases 1156 to 1983 code for a protein of 275 amino acids. The transcript has 6 exons. The record is from RefSeq and is a predicted model, not a curated record. NCBI's taxonomy places the organism in Eukaryota, Metazoa, Chordata, Testudines, Testudinidae. Gene Ontology annotation, molecular function: hyaluronic acid binding. Gene Ontology annotation, biological process: cell adhesion; negative regulation of inflammatory response.